UCCAGACCCUUGUGCAAUCGUCUAUCCGUUUCGCGGAGGAGAAAUCCUUCGAAUCCUUUACAACGGACACGACACCGCACAGAGCGCUAACAGUCUUUGUCUCCCCACAGAACGGCGGAAAGCAAUAUGCUCGGUAGAGGCCCUGAAACUCAACAAGCAAUUCCAAGCUCUCGUGCGCAUUGAUCGUGGAGUAAGUGCUACUUGCCGGGUGUGAUAGAGUUUAGGCGAAGGCUGCCGCUGGGCUCUCUCACAAAAAGCAUUCGCGGGAUGGAGAUGAAGGAGCGCCACCUCGUUAGCAGUUCCCUUGAGUCGAGCUGGUUCCCGGUUCCUGCCAAUCGGGUUCUUGGUACAGGUGGAUCGGAGCGCCCCUUCAAGCCCAUGGAUCGUGCUCGCGAGAGAUCUGCGCAUCAUCUUGGUUUUGCCCAAGUGUCUCAGGUUCUGGCUCCAUCUCGCUUGCAAUCAUGGCGCAUCCAGAACAAUGUGAUUGAUGAUGUGGGCAAUACGGGCCAUACGAUGACUACCCAUUGGGCGCAAAGCCUACUUCUACAAAUUUACCAGCCACAUGGCAUUUCUGUUGCAGCGCACCCGUUUACAGGAACGGUGCGCCGAAGUAUGCUGUCACCAUGCGUCCAUCAAUUCCGAGAACCAAGAACCGAUGCUCACGCCCAGCGGCGAUCAAGGGAACGUAUCGUACCAUUUUGCCGCCACGACUGGUGCAGUCAAGUAUUGGAGGUACCGAGGGAGGGGUACCUUUGUGGUUACAGCCACUCAGCGUUCUUUCUCGUCAACGACCAUCACCAAUCAAUGAUCCUUUGCAUCGGACUCAGGCCCGCGACGGUUAUUUGUGGGAUGACGAUGUUCUCAAAAUAAUGCAGUCACCUGCUAUACGCGUAGAGUCCCCAGUGCCAACUUUUGCGGCCUUACAUCGCACCCCACGCGCAGCUUCGUCGGACGUACCCAAUCCUCCUACAGGCAAUCUUUCCCUAGAUUAUGAACUCUGGGCGACCUGCCUGCGAAAUUGUCGCGAAAUUGUUGCUACUGCCGCCCUACGCGGCCUUGCGCAUAACGCUCUGGACUAUCAGCCAUGAUCCUUGUAAACCUGACCUUCGAGAAGGAGGUUUG
Messenger RNA from Alternaria alternata, 1122 nucleotides. RefSeq lists its product as hypothetical. NCBI's taxonomy places the organism in Eukaryota, Fungi, Ascomycota, Dothideomycetes, Pleosporales, Pleosporaceae. The coding region runs from base 268 to 870 and encodes 200 amino acids. The record is from RefSeq and is a predicted model, not a curated record. The transcript has a single exon.